AUGCCGCCUAAAGUACUUCACACUGUUCAGAACCAACGGCUUUACGACCCCAAGAAGAGCAAAACAGGAAAGAACAAAGAUGGUUCAGCUUUCGAUAUUGGCUACGGAAGUGGUCUACACGCUAAUGGCACUGUCACGAUAGACGAAGUCACCAUUGGAGGCGUCACUGUGCCCCAGAUGCCGUUCGGCGUUGCUCACUUGAUGGAAUGGGGAAACCACAAAUCAGAAAAACGAUUUGAUGGUAUGCUUGGGCUUGCAUUUCAGACAUCGAAUUCGAUCAAACCCGAUGCCCAAUGCACUUUCUCGCAAUGUUUGCCAGAUGUGAUCUUCACAACAAACUUGAAAUAUACAAGUGAUAGCUCUAGCUGGAUAACUCUCGGAUCCAUGGAUGAAGCUGCUCAUGGUCUGGAUACAGCAACGACAAUUCCGAUUGUGCUGAACAAGGACACAGGCAAAGCGACUGCAUGGUUUGCAGACCACGUACAAUUCGGCUCCGGAGGCAAAGUGUUCAGCACCAAACCCUCACGGGUACUCUUCGAUACAGGCGGGGCAUCUAUGAUUGUUCCUCCAGGCGUCGGUAAUCCGAUAUCGUAA
Bacidia gigantensis is the source of this 594-nucleotide messenger RNA. RefSeq lists its product as uncharacterized. Bases 1 to 594 code for a protein of 197 amino acids. Gene Ontology annotation, molecular function: aspartic-type endopeptidase activity. NCBI's taxonomy places the organism in Eukaryota, Fungi, Ascomycota, Lecanoromycetes, Lecanorales, Ramalinaceae. The transcript has 2 exons. Gene Ontology annotation, biological process: proteolysis. The record is from RefSeq and is a predicted model, not a curated record.